Messenger RNA from Desarmillaria tabescens, 1253 nucleotides. RefSeq lists its product as uncharacterized. The transcript is spliced from 5 exons. The coding region runs from base 1 to 891 and encodes 296 amino acids. Lineage: Eukaryota; Fungi; Basidiomycota; Agaricomycetes; Agaricales; Physalacriaceae. The record is from RefSeq and is a predicted model, not a curated record.
AUGAGCCACGAGCCAGUCCUUGUUGCUCGCCAGCUGGAUCCUACGCUCUACGAACUGGCAGAAAAUGAAACUGCAUUCUUUAAAGCUCAAACUGGAAUAGAAGACGACGCCAUGCUCAAGAGUCAUAUUCUUACUAUCCAAGACGCGGCGUACAAGGUGUAUCCUUAUCCGUGCAUUCGCCAUUUCUCCUUUACCAGGUUAAAUAUUUCGAGGCAGCCGUGCUAUCAACAGUUCUUGAACCUCGGAAAAGAUCGGAAGGGAGCAAUCUAUGCAGACAUUGGAUGUUGCUUCGGUAAUGACCCCAGAAAGGCGGUCGCAGAUGGAUAUCCGGUGGAACAAGUCAUAGCUUCCGAUUUGCAUCCUGAAUUUUGGGAACUCGGACAUAGACUCUUCAAGAGCACAGCUGAGACUUUCCCAGCACGCUUCAUCCCUGAAGACAUCUUUCAGUUGAAAAGUCUGACGAGGGACGGCGUCCCUGUCCUUGGCAUCCCGGAGCUCCCCAAAGUACAGUCCUUAGCUGAGCUCCGAGGAAACAUCUCCGCCAUCCACAUCUCGUCAUUUUUCCAUCUCUUCGACGAAGAGAGGCAAUACGAAGUCGCGAAGAUUAUUGCGGCGUUACUGUCAUCUGAGCCGGGGUCUAUGAUAUUUGGAUCACAUGUUGGUCGGCGCGAGAAAGGUUUGCAUACCGUCAGGGUCGAUUCCACGAGCGGUCACAGCAACAACGCGUUCUUCCACUCUCCUGAGAGUUGGCGAACACUGUGGGAUGGAGAUAUAUUUCCCAAGGGCAAUGUUCACGUUGAUGUCGUCUUGCGUGAACGUGGAAGCGUACAUACUAUCCUCGAUCUCGGCGUUGAAGUGUACCACCUCGUUUGGUGCAUAACGGUGCUGUAAAAUAGGUCUCUUGGGUUUGUACAACAUCAAUAGAAGGGGGCGUACUUUUAUAUCAGCGAAGUUUGGGGGACCUGUCGAUACUAACUCGUUAUCUGUACCACGAGAUCUCAAGUUAGUAUUCGUGGCUGCGAAUAAACCUCGUGCGAAUCGAAAAUAGUCCAUGAAUUCCCUCAGGGUUGCGUAAAUGCGUAGACAUUGCCGUACCAUCAGGGUCUCGAUGUUGGAGAGUUUGAAGUUUCAUUGGGACAGAAAUUGUUGAAUCGUGAAGCCAGCUCUAACCUCUUUGACUUCCUCUUGUCUUCAAACAUGAAAUGCGGGAUGAAGGCAGUCUACCGUCUUAUGUGGCGUGCGAUGGUACUGAC